This is a messenger RNA of Pantherophis guttatus, 3597 nucleotides long. NCBI's taxonomy places the organism in Eukaryota, Metazoa, Chordata, Lepidosauria, Squamata, Colubridae. The record is from RefSeq and is a predicted model, not a curated record.
UAGGCAACAACGAUAAACAGCCAGGAACAACAUCCCAGCAAGUUGGAGUUUUCAAAUAAUUAAUUUGUAAGGAAAACCUGAACUGUCUCAGCAGAAGAGUGGAAUGAGGCAAUUUGAUUUUUUUUGAAAUGUUUUAUUUUUUUAAAAAACACACAGCUACCUAGCCACUAGUCAAAAGUCUUACCAUUCUCGAUAAAAUGGAGGUCUCUAAUUUGUUCAAGAGCCAAAAUGUCUUUCCUUCUGAGUCCACUUUAAAAGUCAAAGUCGACAGAAAGAACUUGCCAUCAUACCAAGCUAUGUUGUCUGUGAUGAAGGCAAAAAUGCCUUUUAUGUAUCAGAAAGAUGUUAGCCAUGCUGAGUGGCAUUAUGCGCAUUAUCAGAAACAAUGUCUUAAGAAUGUAUCCAAGAGCAUUCAUUUUUCCAAAGAAACCAUUAAGCCAUCAGCUUUAUCAUAUAAAGAUUAUGACCCUAAAGGUCUAUAUGAUUUUUCUACUAUUCUUCGUCAAUGUAAAGAUGAAGAUAUUCCUAAAAAGCUAAGGAAACCAAGAAAACUGAAACCAUCAAGAUUACCUCAUUUGAGGGAACCAGAAAUUGUUCCUGUCCAAGAAACCUUUGGGAAUCUCCCUCUGUUCUUAGAAGACUGUAUCUGGGAAGCCAAACUAGAGAGUACCCAAGCAGAGCCCAAAUUGCUGGUACCCAUUCCUCCUCCUCCUCCUCUUUCUCCUCCUUCUUCUGACCUUCCAAAUAUCCAGGCAUUCCCAACCAAACCCCCUGAGAAGUUAGAAGUCUCAAGUAAGAAAAGACAGUCCAAAUUCACAGUCUGGGAUGAACCCGAACAAGAAAAACUGGGGUGGGAAGAUACACUGUUAACAAAGAUAAGCAAAACAACAGCUCAAUGGAUUGUGAACAAUCAAACCUCUUGGGGAGGUUGGGUUCAGGGUAAGCUAAAGCAUUUCAAGAAACAGAAGUACGAUUGGAACAGCAUCAGAUAUGUACUCCCUUGUGAAAGUGAUGUGGAAUUACUGGAUGGAAUUCUAGCAGAGGAAACAGUGGAAGGAGGUCCUAUUCACAAAGAUGAACAAAAGAAGCUAGAGACGUCUCUCGCUGCUUACUAUAGGUUACCAUCUUUUCAUGCAAGAGUGGUAGGCGAGGAUGAUCUACUCUUUCCCAAUCAAACAGCAGACAAAAUAUCAAUGAAACAUCUCAGACCAGCGACUCCUGUUAAACGUCGUGAGCGGCUGCACCCCAGGACUGGGAAAUGUUCAUAUGUGACUCAGAAUGCCUUUGAACAAGAACUUUAUUUUGGGUCAGCCAAGAUUAUCCAUCAAAAAACCAAGAAGGAUCGUAUCAUUCUGGAUAAUCAUGAUGAAUAUAACAAACAUCUAGAACAAUGCUACCCAAGACCUCCAGAAAUCUGGAGCUUCAAAUCACCAAAAAGGACAACUAAAAAAGUACAGAAGGGAAUGAUCCACUGGAAAACACUUCCCACUCUUAUUGAAGAUUUUUCCCAAGUGGAUGAAAUACAGUCACCUGACCCAAAUGAAAAAGAAAGAGAUCCGUGCACUAAACAGGAAGAGAGUGUGUCUGAAACUGUUCGCAUCCGUAAGACAAUGCUGGAACAAUGGAAAGCUGCCUGGAAAUUUGAUCCUCAUUGGCAGACAGCAACUAUAGAAGGGAUACUUGUAGACCUUGCUGAUUUGCAUGUUCAAAAUCGGAUCAAUGGUCUACUUGUCUGUGCCUCUGCUGUGCUUGAGCGUCCCUGUAAAGUCCGAAAUGCAAAUCAGAAGUCAGAAAUAGGACUAGAUGCUUCCACAAAAGACAUAGAAAUUAAGGAUUUACCGAAAAAAAUACAACCCUUGCUGCAAAAAACUCUGUUUGACACGGAUGCCCAUGUACGAAUGGCAGCUGCAGUAUGCUUCUAUGCCAUGUGGAAACCAAAUCCAGAAGCACAGUCUAUCAUGAAGAAAGCUCUGAUAGAUGGUAAUUCUGCAGACAGCUGGGCAGCAGCUCAAGCUCUAGCCCUGGAAGGAGUUAGCAGUUUCCAGGUAGUGAAAAGGAUUCUGUCUCAGAUUUUUGAUGAAAACAAUGAUGCUUCAGAAGAACAGGCAUGUCUUUUGUUAGCUCGGCUCAGCAAACACACGGGUUUGGUUCAUUGUUUACUGGCAUCAGAAUUGAACAGCUAUCAAUGGAUACAUCGGGCUUUGGCAUGUAAAACAUUGUCUCGUAUUCCAGGGAAUGUCACCCAGGACCUCAAGAACAAAAUUGUCCAACUGAUGUGGACAGAUUGGAAAAUUGAGGUACGCCAGGCAGCUGCCAAGGUUUUGGGACAUUUGAAACUUGGAAAAGAAGUCCAUGACCAGCUGAGAGAGAAUCUAAAAAGGGGAGACUGCCGGAAGAAAGUGGAAGCUCUUUCUAUGAUUGGCUGGCUGAAAUUCAUGACAGCCAGGCUGCUCCCUGGAUUUCUUCAAUGUUUCUCCGAUGACUUUGUAGCUGUCCGAAAAGAAGCUUGCUGGGCAGCUGGAGCACUUCAGAUUAGAGAAGAGACAGUAUUAAGAUGCCUUUUUAAGAUCAUGCAGACUGAUCCUUUAUGGAAAAUCAAAGCCCUUGCCAUCAGAGCUUUGGGUCAGAUAGGUGAGGCAAGUCCCUACCUAAAAAACCUUCUUCUCUGGGCCCUUCAUUAUGAAGAAGAUCCUGGAGUACGGAGGGAAGCCUGUCGGAGUAUCAUCACUCUCAAAAUGCAGGAUGAAACUGUUCGGGCUACUUUACUGAUGAGAAUGAUACUAGAACCAAAUGAGAAAGUAAAAGAAGAAGUGAGCCGUGCUGUGACAAAUUUCAAUUUUGAACAAGAGGAAGAGCAAGAAAUGAUCCAAAAAAUCAAGAAUGAGAUUUCCAGAUUAAGCCAAAAACCCCUAGUGAUAGAGAAAGUACUAAAACUUCAAGAAGUAAUAGAGAAGAUGUGGCAUGAAGCCCACUGCAUUUAUCGGGAAAAAGGAGACAUCUUUGCAUAUAGAGAUAUUCGUGACAUCUUCCUUAAUGUUGUUAAAACUGCUUUCACUGAUCAGACACAAACUCCAAGCACGAAGUUCUCAAAGCUUUGGAUUGCUAUCUUAAAUGUAUUACCUUGGUUAGGAAUCCCUCCAAAUCCCUGGACACAAAGAGCCUUUUAUGAGGCACUAAAAAAGCACAAGGCAGAAAGGAAGAAACAUCUCAAGAAACCAACAACUACCGAAAAGCAUAAAGAAUCCAAGGACUUUAAAAAGGGCACAGGAACACCAUUUGCUAUUCAUUUUGAGACAUAACAGGUUGACUUUUCACUGCAAAAGAUGCAGCAGUGAUGGAACUCUGCUAUGCUGAAAAAUUCAAUCUGAUGGAAUGCUGCAAGCUCAGUUUGUUUAGUUUGUUAUAGUACUGGAGAAUGUUAUAAGUAAUGGAGAAUGUUAAAUGAGAUGAGUUUAGAGCAGUUGUGUUCUGUAUUUGUAAAUGCAUAUUUCCUCUUAAUUUUGUAUUUGUACUCAUUCACUAGCCUUAUCUUCCUAUAUGUGUACAAUUAAUUUUCAAUAAAACCAAGAGGAAAUGAUUAAAACUAUAACAAAGAAU